AUAUUAUAUACAGUACCUUCAAAGGCCUCCUCCGUCCUCAUAGCUUCUUCCUUCUCCUUCCUCUCUCUCUCACUCACCGAUACAUUCAUCACUCGUAAUCUCUCCAGAUCCGAGGAUUCUCGUGUUUACAGAUUUGUAAACUCGUAAAACGUACGUGGAAUUUGGAUUUGUUUGAUCUGUUUGGUAAACAAUCAAGCAUGGCUGCUCCAGUGCCUCCAGGAGCACAAAGACCUAACAAUCCUCAAAACUCUGGUCCUCCUCCUAAUUUCGUCCCUGGUUCACAAGGAAACCCCAAUUCUUUAGCUGCUAAUAUGCAGAAUUUGAACUUGAACCGGCCACCUCCUCCUAUGCCUGGUUCAGGUCCUAGACCAUCACCACCUUUUGGUCAGUCACCACCACCGUUUCCUCAAUCAGCACCUUCUUAUGGGGUUCAACAACAACAACCAAGGCCUUCUCCAAUGGCUAGGCCUGGACCUCCUCCUCCUGCUGCGAUGGCUAGACCAGGUGGUCCUCUUCAGGUAUCGCAGCCUAGUGGGUUUCCAUCAAAUUUUCAAGGAGGAAGACCCGCUGCUCCGCCUUCUAAUCAGCCACCUUUUGGCUCUAGACCAUCGACCGGCCCAUUGAUUGGUGGUGGUUCGUCGUUUCCUCAGCCUGGUGGUUUCCCAGCUUCAGGUCCACCAGGAAGUGUAGCUGCACCUCCUCCGACAGGAGCUCGCCCUUUUGGUUUUGGUUCACCUCCACCUAUGGCACCUGGCAUGUCCAUGCCUCCUCCCUCUGGCGUGCCUGGCGGUCCGUUGAAUAAUGGGCCUCCUCCCUCUGGCAUGCCUGGUGGUCCGUUGAGUAAUGGCCCUCCUCCCUCUGGCAUGCCUGGCGGUCCGUUGAGUAAUGGGCCUCCUCCUCCGAUGAUGGGGCCGGGGGCAUUUCCUAGAGGAUCACAGUUCCCAAGUGGUCCUAUGAUGGCUCCACCGCCACUCUAUGGACAGCCUCCUAUUGCAGGUCCUUUUUCAGGAAAUUCACCAUUAUCUUCGCCUCCUGCUCAUUCACUGCCUCCGCCAACAACUUUUCCUGGUGCCCCUUAUGGCAGACCACCCAUGCCAGGAGGAGGCUUUCCUUAUGGAGCUCCACCACAGCAGAUACCUUCUGCUCCUGGUACUCCUGGUUCAAUGUAUGGCAUGGGUCCAAUGCCAAAUCAAUCAAUGACCUCUAUACCUUCUGCUCCUGGUAUUCCUGGUUCAAUGUAUGGCAUGGGUCCAAUGCCAAAUCAAUCAAUGACCUCUGUUUCUAGCCCCUCAAAGAUUGAUAUCAAUCAGAUACCAAGGCCAGGUUCAAGCUCCAGUCCAAUCGUGUACGAAACUCGCGUGCAGAAUCAGGCUAAUCCUCCACCACCCACUACUGUUCAUUAUAUUACUAGAGACACUGGAAAUUGCAGCCCGCGUUACAUGCGAUGCACAAUCAAUCAGAUCCCAUGUACUGUUGAUCUUCUAUCUACAUCUGGUAUGCAACUGGCAUUAAUAGUCCAACCAAUGGCGCUUUCUCAUCCAUCUGAAGAGCCUAUUCAAGUUGUGGACUUUGGUGAGAGUGGCCCUGUUAGAUGUUCACGUUGUAAGGGAUACAUGAAUCCUUUCAUGAAAUUCAUUGACCAAGGAAGGAAGUUCAUAUGUAACUUGUGUGGAUACACUGAUGAGACUCCUCGUGACUACCAGUGUAAUCUGGGUCCUGAUGGUAGACGUAGGGAUGCUGAUGAUAGGCCUGAGCUGUGUAGGGGAACUGUUGACUUUGUUGCUACAAAAGAAUAUAUGGUACGAGAUCCAAUGCCAGCAGUAUAUUUCUUCCUCAUUGAUGUCUCAAUGAAUGCGAUUCAAACAGGUGCAACUGCAGCUGCUUGCGGUGCAAUCCAGCAAGUCCUCUCAGACCUUCCUGAAGGCCCUAGGACAUUUGUUGGAAUUGCCACAUUUGACUCAACAAUUCACUUUUAUAAUUUGAAGCGUGCACUGCAGCAGCCGCUGAUGCUCAUUGUUCCUGAUGUUCAAGAUGUGUAUACACCUUUAGAAACAGAUGUCAUUGUUCAGCUAUCUGAGUGCCGUCAACACCUAGAGAUUUUGCUGGAAAGUAUCCCAACCAUGUUUCAGGAAAGUAAGAGUCCUGAAUCUGCCUUUGGUGCAGCAGUUAAGGCCGCAUUCUUAGCUAUGAAGAGCACUGGAGGAAAGCUCAUGGUGUUUCAAUCAGUUCUGCCUUCUGUUGGCAUUGGAGCACUUUCUUCUAGAGAGGCCGAUGGUAGAGCUAAUGCCUCUGCGGGUGAAAAGGAGGCCCAUAAAUUACUACAACCAGCAGAAAAAACUUUAAAGACCAUGGCUAUUGAAUUUGCUGAAUACCAGGUCUGUGUAGAUUUGUUUAUCACAACUCAAGGCUAUGUUGACAUGGCUUCAAUUUCUGACAUCCCAAGAACAACUGGAGGACAGGUUUAUUGCUAUUACCCUUUCUCAGCUCUUUCAGAUCCCCCCAAGUUAUACAACGAUCUUAGAUGGAAUAUUACGAGGCCACAAGGUUUUGAGGCUGUCAUGAGAGUCAGAUCCAGUCAGGGUAUUCAAGUGCAAGAUUACUCAGGGAACUUCUGUAAACGCAUACCAACUGACAUUGAUCUACCUGCGAUUGACUGUGACAAAGCUGUAAUGGUGACAUUAAAGCAUGAUGACAAACUACAAGAUGGAGCUGAAUGCGGUUUUCAGUGUGCCCUUCUGUAUACCACCAUAUCUGGAGAAAGAAGAAUUAGGGUUCUUAACUUAUCACUCCCUUGUACAAACAUGCUCAGUAACUUGUUCCGCUCAGCUGACUUAGAUUCCCAAUUUGCUUGUAUGCUGAAACAAGCGGCUAAUGAUAUUCCUUCCAAGGCACUUCCGUUGGUAAAAGAGCAAGCAACUAAUAGUUGCAUCACCAUACUACAUUCCUAUCGUAAAUUCUGCGCUACAGUUACAUCAACCGGACAACUUAUUCUUCCUGAAGCACUCAAGCUUUUGCCACUAUAUACUCUCGCUUUAACAAAAGGUGUGGGGUUAAGAGCGGACGGUAGAAUUGAUGACCGAUCAUUUUGGAUAAACCAUGUGUCUUCAUUGUCUACUCCUUUGGCUAUCCCCCUAGUCUAUCCAAGGAUGAUUGCUGUUCAUGACCUAGAUGCAAAGGAUAAUGAAGAAAACGUGGUUCCUUCUCCCAUCCCAUUACAAAGUGAACACCUUAGCGAUGAGGGAGUAUUUUUCCUUGAGAACGGUGAAGAUGGUUUGGUAUAUAUUGGGGAAUCAGUAAAUUCAGAUAUCCUACAGAAGAUCUUUGAUGUUUGGUCAGCUGCUGAAAUUCCAAGUCAGUAUGUGCUGCAACAGUAUGAUAAUCCGCUAUCAAAGAAGUUCAAUGAGGUGGUGAAUGAAAUAAGGGGACAAAGAAGUUCUUACCUACGGUACCUUAAAAGUCUCACUAUCUUGUUUAUUCUCCUGGAGUGAGUA
Molecule: messenger RNA, 3491 nt
Organism: Camelina sativa (false flax)
Lineage: Eukaryota; Viridiplantae; Streptophyta; Magnoliopsida; Brassicales; Brassicaceae
Source: RefSeq, a predicted model, not a curated record